This is a messenger RNA of Zerene cesonia (dogface butterfly), 2307 nucleotides long. It is a transcript of the gene Ing3, whose product is annotated as inhibitor of growth protein 3. Gene Ontology annotation, cellular component: NuA4 histone acetyltransferase complex. The transcript is spliced from 11 exons. Bases 179 to 1438 code for a protein of 419 amino acids. Lineage: Eukaryota; Metazoa; Arthropoda; Insecta; Lepidoptera; Pieridae. The record is from RefSeq and is a predicted model, not a curated record. Gene Ontology annotation, biological process: regulation of DNA-templated transcription.
CUGUUAUUCUAUUGUCUAUACUCCAAUCUCUAUCUAUAGCAACUUUUUUCUGGUGACGUUGUAUACAGACCACGUUGACUGGUAUUACAUUUAAAACGUUGUUGUAUAAUACAUUUCGUAAAAACUAUUAUAAAUAUAGCAAUCUAUUCAGUUAUAGUAAAUAUCCGUACUCACAAAAAUGCUGUACCUCGAAGAUUACUUGGAAAUGAUCGAACAUCUUCCUCAAGAAUUAAGAGAUCGCUUCACAGAAAUGCGAGAAAUGGAUUUAUCCGUUCAAAAUAAUAUGGAUACAUUGGAAAAACGGGUUCGGAUGUUAUUCGGGGGAUGUCGACGAGGUGAUAUAAAUACAGAUCAGGCGGAUACAGAAUUUGUAGAUAUAAAAAAAGGUUACAACAAGACUUUGGAAGAAGCAGAUGAGAAAGUAGCUCUUGCAAAUCAAAUGUAUGAUUUAGUUGACAGAUAUCUAAGAAGAUUGGACACAGAAUUACAUAAAUUUAAAUGUGAAUUAGAGGCAGAUAACAAAGGAAUUACUGAACUAUUAGAGAAACGGUCUUUGGAUCUUGAUACAAAUACAAAUCAUACCACAACUUCUAGUAAUAAUCAUUACAAGGAGAGUAGAUAUCGAAUUAGGACAGAGAAGCGACGUGAAAGUUGGAAUAAUAGAGACUCACGCGCACACACUACAAAUGGAAGUCUGUCGAGAACAGAUUCAGCCAUUCAGGCUGCAUUGGGUCGAGAUUCAUACUCGCUGGGUCAUGCGGGAAGUGCUAUUGCAGCAGCUGCUAGUCAAGCUAUUGCAGCCACACAACAGAUGCAGCACGGUCGCCGCACAGCGUCGCUGAAGGCGUCGUACGAGGCGGUGGCGGGCGCCGAGCUGCACCACGCGCACGCCGCGCACCCCGCGCACCCCGCGCACUCCGCGCACUCCGCGCACCCCGCCCACCCCGCGCACCACGCCACGCACCACGACCAAGGUCACGGCGUAGUACCGACGGCUCACAGUCAAACCACCAAUGUUCACGGCCACCACACCACCGCGCACGGCCACGCUACAGCGUCGUCGUCCAACAAACGGCACACCAAACAGAAGAAGAGCAGCUACAGCACAUCCAGCGGUGCGUCGCUGCACUCGCAGUCUGUAGCUGCGGCCGCCAGUCGCUCCUCCUCGCCCACCGCCGUCGCUCUCAACAGCGGCGUGAACAAGACGAGCAUCGAAGAGCACAUGGAGGAGGAGUGGACGUACGACCCCAACGAGCCGCGCUACUGCAUCUGCAACCAGGUCUCCUACGGGGACAUGGUCGCGUGCGAUAACCACGACUGUCCAUACGAAUGGUUCCACUAUCCGUGCGUCGGUAUAACGGCGCCGCCGAAGGGCAAGUGGUAUUGCCCGCAGUGUCACACCAACAUGCGCCGUAAUCGCGCCAACCGCAAGAACUAAACUUAAUUAUUUAAUAAAAACCUUGAUUUACCCCUACAGUAGAUAGUGGGCGUUAGAAAAGUGCGUCGGUGGAAGACUUCACCGUCUUGUAGUGUCUUUUCCGAUAUUUGGACUUCGUUAUAAGUACAACGAAGAUUGCUUAGAAUUAAUUAUAUUGAAUAAUGGUAUUUUAAAGGCACGUGUAUCUUUAUAGCCUUUACUUAUAACAACGCUUAAUUAUAUGUAAUUGCAUAGUCAAGUCAAACGCGUUUUUGUAUCGACUAAUCAUUACAUGUAAUCGUACCAAGUCUACUGUAGUAGUAAAUUAAAGUCUAGAUAGCUGUCUGUGCUCACUUAUAAAUUUGUGUAUAGUAGUAAAAUGUUUAGCUGGUAUAUUGUUGAACAAAUCAGCCAAUAGGAAAACCAUAAAGUAUCAAACAAUUUGCAUUGGUUUAUCUACUAGAAGCGUUAGUAGUAAUUUUUUAUUAUUUGUAUUCUAAUUAAUAAAUGUUAUAAAAAAAACAACGAUUAUACAUAUGGAUGGUUGUAAUAGUCAAUAACAAUAGUAUGAAAUUGUUAGUUACGCCACUUAUCUAACUCAAGAACGCCUGAACGGAUUUUAAUGAAAUUAAGUAUGUUUGAUUUGUCUCCACGAUCACGCUAAAAUAUACAAAGCAAAUCUCUGCCUACGCGUAUUGUUCCUAUCAGUUUUCAAUACAACGGCCAUGCAAUGAUAAAGUGUUCUAUGAAAAUAUCAGCAUAUCCAAACUUUUAAACACACAGAUAUAAAGUAAUAACCAUAAUCGAAUCAAUACCAUUUUUCUUAAUGCCUCCUCAAUUCUGUUUUUAAUUAAAAUAAUGAACAUAAAUUUAAUUAUGACUUACUAGAA